CUCAGGCACUCCUCAACCUCUCCCAGACAUCCAAGAAUCAUACAGAAGAACCUUCGCUCUCAUCACCAUGAAGGGAACCUGGGCUGUUGUCCUUUGUUCAGUGCUCCUGCUCGCGGCUGAAAUUCAAGGGCAGCUGACCUAUGGACAUGGACAUUGCACCUGCAAAGAGAAAGGUUCUGAUUUCAUUCAGCGAAAAGCCUUAGGAAAAAUAGAAGUGAUUCCCAAGAGCUCUUCCUGUGACCAUGUUGAGAUCAUUGCUACAAUGAAGCCCACUGGAGAGCAAAGAUGCUUGAACCCUAAUUCCAAAUGGGUACAGAAGAUAAUAACAACCCUCACCAAGAAAAAGUCUUCACAAAGCACUCACUGGGAAAGGAGAAGAGCUAAAGAUCACUUCAACAGACACGUGAGAUUUUCGGAUUUCAGCGCUUCAGGCUCCCUCUCCAGUGAGCAAUGAACUUGAGUCUGCUUCCUCCACCUGGCUCUUCGACUUUUAAAAUACAAAUGCUGCAGUGAGGCAAGUUGUUCCCAACAUACAGUCGUUGCAUCCAUUAAGGUAACAUCUGGGCAGUGACAUCAUCUCAACACUGUGAUGAAACAUCAGCAUGUCACGGCAGGACGUGCAGUGAGGCAUAUGUAACCUCAGUAAUCCUACUGGCAAACCAAUGACAGUAAAUGCCCAGUUUGUCUGUGGGGUCUCCUGGUGGCUAUAAGUGGUAAUAGAUUGCUUCUGCUUAUCUAAUUAGCAAAGGUUUCUUUGAGCCACAUGAUUGGGUUAUUAUAUUAUUAUAAUCAUAACUCGGAGAUACAAAUAUUCUCAGAUAACACAUACUAAGAAUUCUAGUUUAUUUUUUCUAGCAGAUUUGAAAUUAACGUAAUUCUUAGAUACAUGUUCCAUGUUCAUUUAUAUAAUAUAACACAUGCUUGUUGUUCUAGGAUAUGUGUAACAUUUGUCUGUAGACUUUAUAAAUAAAAUUGAAGAAGGCUUAUAAUCUAAAGCCUAUCACACUGUGUUAUUAACUGAUGUAUAAACGUUUAUUACAUAGAUUAAAUGGAUCUGAUCUUGAUGAAAUAUAAUAUAACAAAUGAAUGUAAUAUAGUAUUCACAAACAUUCCUUGUGCUAGACUUCUCCUUUUAAAGAUAAACCAAUUAAAAUGAAUAAAUGACACUGAAAGUUG
Molecule: messenger RNA, 1176 nt
Organism: Caretta caretta (loggerhead turtle)
Lineage: Eukaryota; Metazoa; Chordata; Testudines; Cheloniidae
Product: C-X-C motif chemokine 10
Biological process (GO): defense response; chemotaxis; immune response
Cellular component (GO): extracellular region
Molecular function (GO): chemokine activity
Source: RefSeq, a predicted model, not a curated record